UGCUGGCAGUUAACUGAAGAGGCGCUGUUAAAAUCAGCUGUAAAGGCAGUGUUCAAAAUUUGGAAUUGGCGUCUGUGUGUUUUGUUUACUUAAUUUCAUAAUUUAUUUACAAUAUGGAAUUGCCGGCACGCAUUGUUUAUGUGUGCAGUCUGUGUCUACGACAAUAUGAUUUGCUGGAGGAUCUGCGGGGCCACAUGAUGUUCUUCCAUGGCUAUAAACCGUUGCCCACAACAGGAGUUAAGCAGUCAAAUGUCAAGCAAACAGAGACACAGCUGUCCAAAAGAGUCUCAAUGCCGCCACCAUCGCCAUCGCCACCUGCGGAGCUACAACCCAUGCCCUUCAAGGACUUUCGCUUAGCGCUGCGCGUGAACAUGCGAGUGCCCUGUGCUGAGAUCAGUGGCUGCGUCUACAAAUUCGAGGAUGCCAACAAACAGACGCUGCAUGCCAAGUGCCACAAAGGCGAGACUUACAGCUGCAGCGAGUGCGGACAGGAGCAAGCAAACUGGCGACGCUGCUCGGCGCAUCUGUGGAAGGAGCAUCAAAUCGAUGUGGAUUUGUUGCAAUGUCCCGUGGCAGGUUGCGACUACAAGUCGCCGCUAUCAGCCCUCGUCUGGCGGCAUAUGCGGGUACAUAAGAAAUGGCGGACCAGAGUUUUGCGACGCGAAUUGUGGCGACGUCGCAUCCAGAAGCAGCAGCAACAACAACAGCAAUUGCUGCUGGACGAGGCAACCAACAGCCAGGCGCCAUUGCAGCCUGCAGCUGAGGUGAAGAAGAACAAAUACUAUGCGGAAAAGACUUGUGAGAUUUGCCAGCAAAAGUUUGUCAAUGGCAAAACGCUGUCGAAACAUGUGAAGACAGUGCACAACAAAAUCAAACCCUUCAUAUGCAACGUGUGUGGCAAGAAGACGGCGCGCAAAGCAAGCUUAAUCAUACACAUGCGACAGCAUACAGGAGAGAAGCCUCUAAAGUGUGAGCACUGCAAAUUUGCCACUCGAGAUCCCAGCUCACUGUUCAAGCAUCGUCAGCGGCAUUUAAAGGAUGCGGCAGCCACAACUGUGCCACCAACUAGUUAGGAUUAAGAUUAAGUUUAGUUAAGGACUCUAGUUUGAAUUUUAAAUGUUCAUUUAUUGAGUUUACGUUUACCAUUUAAUGUUAAUAUCAUUUUAGAAUCUGAUAUGAUUUUGGUUUUUUGUUUUUCUUUUUUACAACAUUUUGAAAUUUAGCUUAUGUUGGUUUACGUUUUUAUUUUUUUGGAUUUGUUUGGUUUAUUAAUUGUUUUUAUGUUUAAACUAGUUUUCUUUUGUUUAUUUUGUAAUUGUAAUUUUAAAAAUCUAACCUCAUCGUCUUGUGGUCUGAGCCUCUUUCUCCAGGUUCUCUGUGUACGCUUUCCAGUAUUUCAGUUAGCCUCAGUCCAUUUUUGUGAGAUCGGCGCACACAAUAUAUAAUUUAUAUAUAUAUAUAUGCGUGUAUGUAUGUAUGUAUAUCGUAAUAUAUAAUUGCCUAAUUGUUUAUAAUGUCAACUCAACAUAAAUAGUUUUAAUAUGUUUUCUUUUUGUUUUGGUAAUUAAUUAAUUUAAUUAUUUAGUUGAUCGUUUGAAGUGAUCUGAUUCGGCGACUCCGAUCUGAAGAGUCUUAAGAGUUAAGUAUGUAUUAAGUAUUGUGGUACUUUAGCUGUGUUUACUACUCGAUUAAUCAUUCCAAAUCAAUAAAUGUGUAUAUAUUGUUCAUUUUGUUUUUUUGUUUUGCAAUAAUUUUUAUUGUCUGCGUUUGAUUUGAAUAUCAAAACAUUUUUGUCGCUCUCAAGUACAUAUUUAGAGAUAAAAAAUGAUGCUAUGUUUGAAAUAAAAGUCUCCAGUGUAAAAUUGUUGAAAUACAAUUAAU
Molecule: messenger RNA, 1881 nt
Organism: Drosophila albomicans
Lineage: Eukaryota; Metazoa; Arthropoda; Insecta; Diptera; Drosophilidae
Product: zinc finger protein 337
Exons: 3
Coding region: 114-1073 (319 amino acids)
Biological process (GO): regulation of immune system process; negative regulation of transcription by RNA polymerase II; regulation of cytokine production
Source: RefSeq, a predicted model, not a curated record